GAAGCGUUCCAGAUGCAGUACCAAACGAGAUUGUCGCUCGACUUGAUCGUGCGGGAAUACGCCUCCAAGUCCCUCAAAUCUCUCAGCAUCAACGACUUCUUAUCGGACAGUUUCACGGACAAAGACAUCUCUGUGACCCAGCGCGAUGCUAUUCUCCUCAAGCACGCCUACCAGACAGUCGACACCUUGUUGAUAUACAACGCGCGGCGUAUCAAGGCGUUUCGAAGCUUGCCAUACAUUGCGGUGUUGAAUCCAAACAUCGCCGAGAACUACAACUUGUACCUCGACACCAUGCGAAACUUAUUGUCCAUAUUCACCCUGCCGCACAGCACGGAUAACCUGUUCAUUGUGUCGAAGCUAGAGGAAUUCAACGAGAUGCACUCCGACACGAUACCCACAUUGUCAAAGGGGUUUCAGGAGGUAACCGGCACGUUUUUGACUGAGACCCAGACGUCCGAAUUCCUCGACCAGCACUUGAAAGAGCGCAUCUUCAUGAGGCUCAUCUCGCGCCAGCAUACCCAGAUUUUCCAGCCGCCCACGGACAACUAUCUGGGAGUGAUAGACUUGCAGUUGGAGCCCGCUAAGUUGGUGCGUCGCUGUUCGGAGUAUGUUAACGAUAUGUGUGAAUUGAAGUACGACGAUAAAUGCUCCCUUGUCAUUGACAGCGGUGAGGACGUUGUGUUCCCGUACAUUCCCACCCAUAUCGAGUACGUGCUCACCGAAGUCUUGAAGAACUCCAGUCGCGCGUUGAUCGAGGGGGGUGUCGCAAAGCCUAUCCGGGUCACCAUCGUGCCCAGCUACGCAGAAGAUAACCACCAAACCUUGGAAAUCAGAGUCAGAGACGAGGGUAGCGGAAUCCCCCCAGAAACGGUGGCCAAGAUGUUUGACUUCAGUUUCUCGACAUAUCAGAGCGGCGAGGGCGAAGCGUACAAGACAUUGAACGCCCCGCCAGGCGUCGCGGGCAAUAUCGUUGCGGGCAUGGGGUACGGGUUACCCUUGAGCCGUGCCUAUGUGGAAAUGUUUGGCGGAAAGAUGAGCGUGCAGACGUAUUUUGGCAUGGGUACGGAUGUGUACAUUAGAUUGAAUGGG
Babjeviella inositovora NRRL Y-12698 is the source of this 1089-nucleotide messenger RNA. RefSeq names its product alpha-ketoacid dehydrogenase kinase family protein. The transcript has a single exon. Gene Ontology annotation, cellular component: mitochondrion. The annotation marks the transcript as partial. The record is from RefSeq and is a predicted model, not a curated record. Gene Ontology annotation, molecular function: pyruvate dehydrogenase (acetyl-transferring) kinase activity. Gene Ontology annotation, biological process: protein phosphorylation; regulation of glucose metabolic process. NCBI's taxonomy places the organism in Eukaryota, Fungi, Ascomycota, Pichiomycetes, Serinales.